Molecule: messenger RNA, 4948 nt
Organism: Zootermopsis nevadensis
Lineage: Eukaryota; Metazoa; Arthropoda; Insecta; Blattodea; Termopsidae
Biological process (GO): regulation of transcription by RNA polymerase II
Cellular component (GO): nucleus
Molecular function (GO): DNA-binding transcription factor activity, RNA polymerase II-specific; protein binding
Source: RefSeq, a predicted model, not a curated record
GUUCUCGUAUCGACAUAGUCAGGCCGCAUCUGUCACUUUUGACAUUUGUAAUAAUUUCGGCUGCUUGGGCAGUAGGAAUCAGUUUGCUGAUAAUGGCCACAGCAAUAAAUAAAAAAUACACGAAUUAUGCACAUUUUAGUGAUGUACUGUGAACAUAAAUAACUUUCGACAUCCGACUAAGGAACAGACAGAAUGUAACAUUUUAUGUUUACCAAAGUGUCUUAACAUUGAAAAAAAUUAUGCCAUAUGUAAUCCACAUGAUUCUGGAAAUCAAGUAACAUACAGUUCGCAAUGGCUUUAACAGCUCUACCAAAUAAUCCAAUGAACUUCACUGAGAAUCAACAUGGAAAUGUUGUGUUAGAGAAACUGAAGGCACAGAGGGAACAAGGAAGAUUUUGUGAUGUGACUUUGUAUGUUGAAGGAAAGCAAUUCCGUGCCCAUAGAAAUGUUUUAGCAUCGUGUUCACCAUACUUUGACUCAAUACUGAAAAUGCAUCGAACUGUUAAAGAGCGAUUGACAGUUACGUGUCAGAACUCUGAUAUAUUCCAUUGUUUACUUAAUUAUAUGUACACCGGAUCAAUAAUAAUAGAUAAAAAUAAUGUUACAGAAUUGUUACGUCUUGCUAAUCACUUUAUUGUAACAAAACUUAAAAGCUAUUGUGCAGAAUAUUUGGACCGGUACUUAGAUAUCACAAAUUGUUUGUCAGUUAAAGAAAUGGCAGAAAAGUACAACAUGCCUGCAUUGUCUAAAGCAGCAACCUUGUUUGUACAAGUACAUUUAAACAAGGUGAUACUACAGGAUGAAAUAUUAACUUGUUCAUUACCAAAAAUAGAAGCAUUUUUCUCUGACAAGGCCUGGAGUGUUCCUCAGAAUGCUAUUCUAGGUCUAAUUACCCGAUGGAUCAAUUAUGAUGUUAAUUUAAGGGAGCGUCAUAUGAAAACACUGUUAAUGUUUGUGAACUGGAAUACACUGGAUGGAGCUGCUAUAUCUGAACAUAUUGACCGUGAACCAUUGUAUUCAAAUAGUGAGAUAUCACUAUACCUCAUUCUUCAAGCUCUUGUUGAAAAUAAUCUUCUGUUUCCAAAGUAUCAGAGUAUUUAUCAAGCGCUUCAGGAUAAAUUCUCACAGACUGGUUUCCCAUUUGAUGGUGAUUCAUUCUUGAAUAUGGCAGUUUCGUCAGCCAUGGAGGGCCUCCAGGAAUCUGUGUCUGAUGAUGCAAGUGCAGGUCAACAGAUGAUAACAAGGACUCAGGAAUCUGAAGCUGAACAUAUUAAUGAAAUUACUGAGGGAAAAUCUGAAAAAUGUGAAUCAUAUCCAUCAGUUCCCAAAACUAGAGUGAAACAUAAAUUAAUACUACGCCGAUCACGUCGUAGAUGCAGGCAGAAAUUCUUUGGAGCUCGUCCAGGAGCUCGCUUAGCUGCCCUUAAAGCUGCGUUAGCUGCCAGAAGAAACAAAGGAAUUCAACCAAGGCAGGAUACUGGAAGUGAUAAUGAAGCACUAGGAGAUAUGGUGGAGGAUGGGCUGAAGUGCCACCUCUGUUCUCAUGUGGCACAUGACACCACACGCUUGGAACAGCACUUAGCACUGGUUCAUGAGAAGGAUGUUACAUACAAAUGUGGUAUAUGUGGCUUCAUAUGCCAGUGGAACAAAGAUUAUUUUAGCCACAUGAAAACCCACUUUCAAGGACCUCCUUUUAAAUGUGAUUCUUGUGAUUAUACAUGUGACCGACUUCAUCUUGUACUGACUCAUCGUAUGAAGCAUUCCGAUGAGAGACCUCAUCGCUGUGAUCGUUGUGGAUAUUGCUGUCGAACUCGCCCCAAUCUUUUGGUUCACAUGCGCUGCCAUACAGGAGACCGCCCGUACAAGUGUGAGAUGUGUGGGCGAGCAUUUGCAAUGAAGAGCACAUUGGAGCAACAUCUAGCAAGUCACAGCAGUGAACGUCCUUACCUCUGUGAUAUAUGUGGCUUCUCAACAAAAUAUCUUAGUCAUCUAAUAGCACAUAAAAGGAUUCAUUCAGGUGAUGUGUACAGAUGUUCAUAUCCGCAAUGUAAAUAUUCAACACCAAAGAAAUCGCAAUUAGGAUCACACGCUCGCACUCAUGCUGGAGUUCGCCCACAUUCAUGCAAUAUCUGUGGGCGUGGCUUUCUCGAGAAGAGCCACUUGGUAAGACAUGAACGUAUUCAUCUCGAGGAGAAGCCGUUUAAAUGUACUCAAUGUGAAUAUGCAAGUUCACGAAGGGAUAAGCUUAAGGAACACUUUGGUCGCCACCAUGGAGAAAAUGCUUCAGCUAAAGUACCAUAUAAGGCUCGUCCUAUGAGAGGAAAUUCUGCUUCAUCAAGUGGAAGCAGAAGUUCAAAUAAGAAUUGCCAGGAUGGUAAUAGUGGAACUUUCAGUAGCACCAACAACAUACCAGACAGAAGUUCCACCAAUCCACAGCAUCAGCCUCUAGGUGGAGGAGAGAUGGACCUUAUGAUGCAACAUCAUGCCCCUAAUUCUGCGUCUGCUUCUACAAACAACCAACCCCAUCCUCAGCCUACUUCAGGAUAUCCAAACUUCCCAGAUGCUCAUCAUUCUUCAAUAGACUUCCAUUCCCAUCACCACCACCAGUUAUUAAAUAGGCCAGCUUCUAAAACAGACCACCAUGGCUUACAUCAUCAUCAGAAUCCAUCACAUCAUCACAUGCUUCCACCAAGUGUUGCCUCUUCAAGGUCGCAACAUCAUCAAACAUCGGCUGCUGCUGUAGCAGCCAUGAUGCUAGAUCCCAGGUUCCAUCAUCCGAAUCCAAGUGGACCCUAUCAUCCUGCUCCGCCUCCUGUGUCCAUGGCGGCUAUGGUGGCACAAAGUGGAGCAAAUCAGAGUCAGGCAAUUUCUGGGCAGCACCACCAAGGAGAAUAUCCGUGUAUGCCUCUUUUUUAAUGUUUGUUCCAUUACAUGUUAUGAUGGUGGGGCAGGCAGUCUGAUUCUGUAAAUUCUAAAUAUCCUGAAGUCCAAAAUGGCAGAAGUCUUCUGGAAUGAGGACUAGAAUACAGUGGAAUAAAGUAGAAGUCAUUCACGCAGAAUGGAGAAAGUAUUAUAACUUAAAGAAUCAGUAUUCAUUACAACAACAAAAUAAGUCACAAUGACAAUGUAUUUAUGGAUGUUAACCAUCAUCCUAAUUUUAAUUAACAGAAAAAGGAGAUGUUUCAGAGACUGGAAUCUGUGUACGGCAUCAGGUAAAUUCCGGCCCAGAAAGGAACUAACUUUCUUUAAUUGGUCCCAGCAGAGUAGGUAUUACCUGCUUAUUAACUUACUCUCAACAUGUAUGGAAAUUUGCAGAGUGAAAAUAAUUUCAAAGAUAACCUUACUUGAAGCAAAAGAAAAGGCCUACAUGAACUGAAAAUUUUUACAGAAUUCCAAGAGAUGUUGGUAUGGAUAAAACAUCAGAGUUAAAGAGUAGGAACUGACCAAAGACAGGUCUGUGGCAGACCAUUUACAAGGUUAAAUCUACUAUUCAUUUCUGUGAAAAUGAUUGUUAGUAGACAUAUGCUUUGCUGUUUAAACAUUUAAGUUUGUUAGUGUUUACCAAAAAUCAACACACAUUUAUUCUUGCAGGCAAAUGCAAUAUAAAAUAAAUUUUAAGAGUAUUAUAUUAUUGUUUAAGCAGUAAGGUACUACAUAAACAAGGCAGUUUUAAAAGUAGGUAAGUUUUAUGUGUUUUUGUGUAAUUAAUUUAGUAACUAAUACAUUUGUACAUAUUCAUAAGCUCUUUAAUGUCUGACCACUUAAGUUGUGCACUGCAAUUUCUGUGGGAGCUUGCACUAAGUAACUUUACCACAGGUGGUUAAUGACUAAGAUUGCUUUUCAUUGUAUUCCCUUCAUAUUGAUUGUACAUGGAUUAAGUCAUCAUUCAUCUUUUUAAGUUUCAAGCUUUUUGGAUUUGUUACAUUGUUAUGUAUCAAUUUCUUGAUUGCAGUUAGAUUUAUUAAAACAAUUUCUUUUACUAAAUAUUAGAAAUAUUAUUACCAUACUCCAGUUAAAGUUAACCUACCUUAACACAUGGAUGAUAGUGCUAAGCGUAAGUGCCUGUCUAUAAAUGUUAAUUAUAGAAUGAAAGUUUUAAGAUUUAUUAUUAUUAGUGCAGAGUUUUUUGCUUUAUAUUGCAAGAAAGUUCUGUUGCAUCCUGUAUCUUUUUGCACUUCAUAUACUGUUUAAUUUAUGUUAUAUUACCCCUAGCUAUUUCAUAUGAAACAAGAGGAAGACAAAAUAUAUGUAGAUAUAUUACAAUGUAUUAUAAUUAUAGGUUAAAAUGUAUAAUUAGCAGACUUGGUAGACUGUAAGAUAGAGUCUGUUAAGCAUUUAGAGUGUAUAAGGUAACUUCUGACACUUAUUUAAUUUGUGUGUACUGAAUAAAUAGCAUACAGUACAUUUAUCUGUUUCACAAGAAUGGAUGUAAACAGAUUCCAUGAGAUUAAGAUAUUUUCAGAUUUUAGACAACUGAAACAGUUUGAGCAUUGAAUGGAAAGAGAGAAAGCUGAUGUGUGAAAUGUAAAAUAUAUGAGAGAGGAUAAAUUAUAUAAACUGUAAAAACAUUAUUCUAAUUCUAGCCCAUAUUUAAGAUUUUAAUUGCAACAGUGACCAAGGAUUGAGAUUAUGAUACACUACCUGCUGGUUAAGCCUGUAAGACAUUUAUGGUGAUAGAUGAUAAAUGGACAGAUAUGUAAUUUUGUUUAUCAGGUGUCAUUUCCUCAUUCAAGAAGUUAUAUGCUGUAAGCAUGUUACAUGUGAAUUGGCAUGUCAAAUGAUGUUUGACAAUGAGUACAAAGGGUUAAAUAUUUUCAUAUUUGUUUCUCAUUUAUGGUUUGUGUGUGUGUCCUCAAGUAUGUGCUUUAAUUUGUCACAUUUCAAACAUGAGUAUUGUACAGCAUGACCAACUGAUCUGAAGGCCCAUAAAAAUAAUAUGUGACAGUGA